Molecule: messenger RNA, 2313 nt
Organism: Striga hermonthica
Lineage: Eukaryota; Viridiplantae; Streptophyta; Magnoliopsida; Lamiales; Orobanchaceae
Source: the annotation of a GenBank genome assembly
AUGUUGCUUCGGAUACUGAGACCAAAACUCCAGCCAUUUAAAACCCACUUCAACUUUCUUCAACCCAUCUCAUUACUCUGCACCACUCCUCAUCCAUGGCCGCCGCACGACACCGUGCUCACAGUCUCGGCCCUGAUCAAGAAACCCAACUGGGAACACAACGUUCACCUCAAAUCCCUAGUUUCUCACUUAAACUCGCGCUUGAUUUCAAGAGUCAUAGCCAUCCACUCCAGCGACGUUCCACUCUGCGCCGAUUUUUUCCGAUGGGUUUGCAGACAAUCGACUUACUGCUACGAUAUAGAUAGCAGAAUCCAGUUCCUGUAUAUGCUUGCGUCCGAUAAGUUGUUUGGGGUUUUACAUAAAGUGCUGGUAUGGCUAAUCAAAGAAUGCAGCGGUUCUGUAGAUGAUGCGCUGAAGCUCAUGGCUGCCAUUAACGGCGUGCGGGAAAUGGAAGGGUUUCGAGUUAAUUACCCUUGCUACAGUACGCUUCUGUUGUGUCUGGCGAAGUUGGAUAUGGGUUUGAUGGCUUUUUCAGUGUUUAGAAAAAUGGGGGAAGAUGGAUUUGUUGCCAGUGAGAUCGAUUACAGGGCUGUUAUAAAUGCUUUGUGUAAGGAUGGAUUUGUUCAGGCUGGGGAAAUGUUUUUCUCGAGAGUUUUGAAGCUCGGGUUUGCUGUAGAUAUUUAUAUUCACACCUCCUUUGUGCUUGGGAAUUGCAGAGCUGGGGAUCUUGGUAAUGCAUUCAGAGUGUUUGCUUUAAUGUCAGAAAAGGAUGGCUGUGGUGUGAAUAAUGUUGUGUACUCAAUUCUUGUACACGGGCUUUGUGAAGCUGGAAAUUUAGACGAGGCGUGCCGAUUGAAAGACGAAAUGAGUGAAAAGGGCUUUCAGCCAAGCGUGAGAACAUAUACUGUUCUGAUUAAAGCUAUGGGUGACAGAGGAUUGGUUGACCGUGCUCUUGAUUUGUUGAACGAGAUGGUAAAGAGGGGUGUCGAGCCGAAUGUCCACACGUACACGGUUUUUGUUGAUAUGUUGUGUCGGGAGGGAAAGAUUGAAGAGGCUAAUGGGAUGUUUAGGAAGAUGCUAAAGGAUGGACUGAAUCCAAGUGUUGUGACUUAUAAUGUGCUAAUUAACGGUUAUUGUAAAGAAGGACGAGUGGUUCGGGCUUUUGAGUUGCUGGGGCUCAUGGAGAGAAGGCAGUGCAAGCCGAAUAUCCGCACGUAUAAUGAGCUCAUUGAAGGGCUGUGUAAAAUAGGUAGGCCUCACAAAGCGGUGGAAUUAUUGCAGAAGGUCAUCAGUAACAGGUUAUUUCCUACUGCUGUCACGUUCAAUAUUAUCGUUGCUAGCCUCUGCUGUGUGGGCCAGCUAAAAAUGGCUGUUAAGAUAUUUCACUCGAUGGGCUUAUUCGGAGUCGAGCCCGAUCGAUAUUCUUACAACGCAUUCAUUGACUGUCUCUGCAAGAUGGAAAAAAUGGACCAAACAGGUGUUUUUAUGGGGUUGAUGACAAAGAGAGGAAUAUCUCUCGAUGAAAUUACUCGAACUGCUCUCAUUUACGGUUAUUGUAAGAUUGGAAACACUAAAUCGGCACUUUUUCUGCUAGAGGAAAUGGUUAAAGAUGGGUUUUUGACUAGCCCGCAUGCUUUUAACAUAUUUCUUGAUUUCCUGUGCAAAGGAGGUAAGCUAGUCGAGACGAAUGCCAUGUUAGGGAAGAUGCUGAAGCUCGGUUUGGGCCCUUCGGUAGUGACCUACACUAUAUUGGUUGAUGGGCUUUGCCGAGCGGGCGAUUUGAAAGAGUCCCUGAAAAUGUUGGACCUCAUGAAACGGGCCGGUUGCCAGCCCAAUGUCUACACAUAUACUAUAGUCAUUGAUGCUCUAUGUAAAAAUGGAAAAUUGAAGGAUGUGGAGAAUCUCUUGAUCGAAAUGCGAGAAAACAACAUACUGCCGAACGAAUUCAUAUAUGCUCGACUGAUCAAGUCGUAUGUUGGGGAUGGGAGAUUGAAAGCCGCAUUUGAGAUUCUGCGUGCCAUGUUUGAAAAUGGCUGUACGCCCAACAACCGGAUAUAUUUCUAUUUACUUGCAGGGAUUUGUAUGCACGGUAAUUUUAAUUUCACUAACAUAGAUAUCGGCCAUGCCAUUCAGCUUCUGGAUGGUACUAAAGAAUUUUACGGCGACCCUUUUGGUGCAUACGAGUUUCUAAUCACGGGCUUUUGUCAGGCCGGGAAGACAUUGGAAGCCCAUACUCUUAUCCAAGAAAUGGCGAAAAAUGGCCUCGCACCCGAUAAAUCAUAUCUGCAAGUGCAUGGUUAUGCAUUCUUAUAA